AUGAAUCACGAAGAGAAUAAAAUUAUGGCUCACCGGCAGCAUGUGAAAUAUUUUAUGAGAUUUCUGAACAUUUUACCUUCGUCAUUGUCGUCACAUGAUACUACCAGAGUAACAAUUGCAUAUUUCUCUGUGUCUGGGCUAGAUGUUCUUGGUGCGAUAUCAACAGUGUCUUUGGAUCUAAGGACGAGAAUAAUAGAAUGGAUUUAUAGACUUCAAGUACAUCCAGAUAAGAAUAAUGGCGACAUGUCGAUGUGCGGUUUCCAAGGGUCUUCAACAAUAAAUAUAGAUUUGGAUCCCCCCAACAAUCACUAUCGUUGCGGACAUCUAGCUAUGACGUAUACCGGCCUUUGUAUCCUGCUUGCAAUGGGUGAUGACCUCUCUAGGGUCAAUAGAAAAGCUUUAGUGGCUGGUGUAAAAGCUCUGCAAACGGACGAGGGUAACUUCGCAGCCACGCUGUCUGGCUGCGAGUCCGACAUGCGCUUCGUGUAUUGCGCGGCGUGCGUGAGCUACAUACUCAAUGAUUGGUCCGGAUUCAAUAUUGAGAAGGCUACAGACUAUAUCAUUAAAUCUAUAGGCUACGACUACGGCAUCGCUCAAUGUCCGGAGUUAGAAUCGCACGGCGGCACGACCUUCUGUGCCUUAGCCACGUUGAGCCUUACGAACCAACUACACAAGCUAUCAGAACAACAAGUGGAAGGCCUGAAGCGGUGGCUUCUCUUCAGACAAGUCGAUGGCUUCCAGGGCAGACCUAACAAGCCAGUCGAUACGUGCUACAGUUUCUGGGUAGGAGCGUCUUUGAAAAUACUAGAUAUGCUACAAUACUCCAACUAUGGAGCCAACAGGAGGUAUGUCUAUGAGACUCAAGACAUAGUAGUAGGCGGAUUCUCCAAAUGGCCAGACACGUGCACAGACCCCAUGCAUACAUAUCUAGGCCUUGCUGGCCUCAGUUUAAUAGGCGAAAGCGGAUUAUUGGAGAUAGAACCGACGCUAAACAUAACUAAAAGGGCGUACGAACAUCUGAAGUCUUUACACGCGAAGUGGGACAAUGAAGAUCUCCAUGUUUUAUGA
Molecule: messenger RNA, 1068 nt
Organism: Spodoptera littoralis (African cotton leafworm)
Lineage: Eukaryota; Metazoa; Arthropoda; Insecta; Lepidoptera; Noctuidae
Source: the annotation of a GenBank genome assembly